Symbiodinium necroappetens is the source of this 331-nucleotide messenger RNA. The record is from the annotation of a GenBank genome assembly. Lineage: Eukaryota; Dinophyceae; Suessiales; Symbiodiniaceae.
GGAUGCGAUGGCUCCGGUUCUUGAGUUCAUUGAAGGGCUCCUAGAGGUUAUUUCUGGGGGACUCUUCGACCCGGACCGCACAAGGUGCCGGGGCCUUUCCGGUCUGCGCAGCGAGGAGGAGGCUGGUCCGUCCAUAGCACCUGAGGUUGACGAUGUCUGGAGUCCUGAGGAGCCUUUGGAUCCUGGGGGUGCCGUGUCUGAAGGUGCUUCCUCGUCGGCGUCUCUUCGGGAUGAGGAGGAGUCCGAGGAUGCUGAUAGGAUGGCCGAGUUCGCGGGAGAGCAGGUGGCCGAGACCAUCCAAGGUGCGAAUUUUGGAAUCCCGACAGUGAAG